Molecule: messenger RNA, 687 nt
Organism: Sesamum indicum (sesame)
Lineage: Eukaryota; Viridiplantae; Streptophyta; Magnoliopsida; Lamiales; Pedaliaceae
Source: RefSeq, a predicted model, not a curated record
GAACUUCUGUCUCCACCUUCAUUUAUAUAAAUCCCACCACAGAAUUAAGGCUUUAUUUCUCAUCAACAAAUAAGUUGCUAAGUUUAGGUCUUCCAGAUCUCUCACUCGAAACAAUCUUGCGAAUUUUCCCCCUCUUGAAGAUGAUCAGUGCCAAGAAACUCAUCAAGAUGGCCAAAAAGUGGAGAAAGUAUGCUGCCCUCCAACGCAAGAGAAUCUCAUUUAACCGUGAUGGAGCAGAGAGCUGCUGUACCAGCUUAGCAGUGGUUGACAAGGGGCACUUUGCAGUCUACGCUGCAGACAAUAGGCGCUUUGUACUUCCCUUAGCUUAUCUUAACAAUUCAUUGUUUAGACAGCUACUGAAGAUGUCUGAAGAGGAGUAUGGGCUGCCAAGCAAUGGUCCUAUUGUAUUACCAUGUGAUUCGCUCUUCAUGGACUAUGCCAUUUGCUUGAUCCGACAGGGUCGAACUGGAGAUUUGCAAGAGGAUGUCCUUGUUAGAAGCCGAUGCUCGUCAUCAUGUUUAUAUAAAGGCCAAAUGAUGCAACAGGUGCUUAUAUGUUAGCACAUUAAAAUUAUAACUACAGUUAAACAUUCCAAAGUCAUGAGUGGUUAAGCAUAUGUAGCGAACCCCUGUCUUUGAAUCUGUAAUUUUAUGAUUGUUCAUUUUGCAAAUUGGUGGAAUACUGAGA